Sclerotinia borealis F-4128 is the source of this 732-nucleotide messenger RNA. The record is from the annotation of a GenBank genome assembly. NCBI's taxonomy places the organism in Eukaryota, Fungi, Ascomycota, Leotiomycetes, Helotiales, Sclerotiniaceae.
AUGUACUCCUCCUACUUCAGUUCCAUUACCUCCAAAGUCACCUCAAUCCGACAAAACAUCUUUCAAGGCGAAGCCGAUGGCGACACCGAAGACGACACCUAUCUCUGCCGCGUAAUGCGCACCUACUAUCUGCAAGAAAAGAAACAAAAUCUGCCAGCGUGGCUUCCCCCCGACCCACGCGGUCCACCCCCUACUCCUACCGUCCAACCCGUUUACACGCAAGCUGUCGGCUCUACAUACGGACAAGCACCUACUGCAGCAGGCGGAUCACAGGGUCUCAAUAGUCUUUUCGGCGGAGCAACAGGAAGAACCAAUGCGCCAAGUCCACCUCCAGGAACAGGAAGUCUGCGCGCGGCUAGGGGAACCGGCGGUCCGACCGCGAGAUCCCAAAGCCCGUUUGCGAAUCAGGGAGGUGCGCCGCCAAUGGGCACUCUGUCGGCGAGAGAUAGGUUGAAGAUGGGGAGAUCGAAGUCUAGCGCUAUGACGACAAAUACGGGGGGUAUGGGCGGUGAUGCGAGUGCGGAUUCGGGGUAUGAGAAUAGAGGUGCAGCGCAGAAUACGGGGGAGAAACCGUUUAUGUCGGCUACGAGUCCGUGGGCUAGCAAUGAGGCGGAGUUUGGGGGAGGUGGCUAUGAACCGCCAGUGCAGAGGAGGGCGGUGGGGUUGCCGAGUGGCGGUCCUGGGGCGGGAAGAAGACCCGGUUUACCCAGUGGACCGAGAUCGGGCAGAUAG